AUAACUGCUAAUUUUAUUACAACUUAUCCUAUAAAUAAACAUCUCAUUUCCGUACAGUAGCCCGUAUUUAACAAUUUAAUUCAACCAAGCUAAAAAAAAUAUCAAGAACACUGUACACGACUGUUAAUAAACUUCAAAGUUAAAUAGAGCAUUGUAUCAGAGAAUUCAAUCGGAUGGUAGUAAUGCCUAUCUAGAUUAUGUGUUUAAAAGUUCAGAUUUGACUGUAACGGUCUGAGAUGUUGGCAGUGUUCGGAUGUUUGUGUGCCGCGGCUGUUGUGCCAUUUUGUGCUGCCCGGCCUAAACUGUAUGAAGUGGACACUUACAUUGUCAAACUAUUGCUUGAGCCAACUUCACGAGAAGGUGAUGAUUUGCUGGCAUCAGUGAGUCUCUACAACAAGAUCCUACAGGAAAUCACAGAAAAGUAUGUCCACAAUGAUGAAACAGUGUUCAAGAUUGCCACCAUCGUAUACAAUCGCAACGGUCCGCGAUUCCUCACCAAACGCUACAGUGAUGCCCUUCUCCGUGAGACUUUCAAGUGGACUGUGGAUGACUUUCAGAAGCUACGUCAACUUAUUCAAGAAACUAAAGAUAUAUACAACAAUUUCAGAGAGUCUUAUGAGACUAUUAAUAACAUUCAAAGACCGAGAACUCUAUAGUAAAGUGGUAUUUCUUGGAAGUUGUUGAUGGUUACUUAUGAAUUUACCUAAUGACUUGAAAUAUUUCACCAAAAUACUUUUUGAAUAUUUAUUUUAAAUGAUCAUAGUGUCAUACAAAGAAAGAAAUUAACGUUUUUAAAAAUUAUUAAUUGAUAAAUUUAAUAUCCAUUGGCAAGUAUUGUUUAAUAUAUUCAAAGCUUCAUGGGCGGAUUUAGGGAACAGCUGUUGGAGUCCAAGCUAAAUUGGAGAAGGGAUCUCAAGUUAUAAAAUUAUUGACUAUUUCCUAUUUAAAAUGCGUUCAAAAGUCAGUCAAAUGAUAUUAUAUGAAUUUUUAAUGUAAAAUAUACACACUUCUGUUUUAA
This is a messenger RNA of Homalodisca vitripennis (glassy-winged sharpshooter), 1018 nucleotides long. RefSeq lists its product as uncharacterized. The record is from RefSeq and is a predicted model, not a curated record. Lineage: Eukaryota; Metazoa; Arthropoda; Insecta; Hemiptera; Cicadellidae. The coding region runs from base 237 to 656 and encodes 139 amino acids. The transcript has 2 exons.